Molecule: messenger RNA, 657 nt
Organism: Vicia villosa (hairy vetch)
Lineage: Eukaryota; Viridiplantae; Streptophyta; Magnoliopsida; Fabales; Fabaceae
Exons: 4
Coding region: 1-657 (218 amino acids)
Molecular function (GO): zinc ion binding; nucleic acid binding
Source: RefSeq, a predicted model, not a curated record
AUGGCUGGAAAAAACGACGCUGCGAUUGUUGCUGCCUUGGAGGCUGUUACUCAGGCUAUGCAGAAUCAUCCUAAUGCUAGAGUGAUGGACGAGUCGCGUAGUUUGACGCAGAAGGUACAUUAUGAUACUCAUAUGCUGGCUAGAGAAGCAGAUGACUGGGAGUUCUUGAGAAAGUAUUUUCCCAAAGAUGUCCGGAGAAAGAAAGAGAUGGAGUUCCUUGCACUGAAACAAAAGAAUUCAAAUGUUACUGAGUAUACUGGUAAGUUCCUGGAGCUUAUGAAUUUCUAUCCACACUAUAGCGCAGAGACGGUUGAGUUUUUGAAGUGUAUCAAGUUUGAGAGUGGGCUGCGUCUGGAGAUCAAAUGGAGUGUGAAUGAGAAGAGAGGAAAACCGCAUCAUGAUUGUAGGAAGCCUUAUGAUUCUCCAACUGAGAAGGGGAAACAGAAGGUUUCCGACUGGAAGAAGACAAGUGGGGGAGGGGCUCUCGCUCCUGUCACAUGUUAUAGGUAUGGUGAACAAGGUCACCAUUUCAAUGAAUGUGAGAAUAAAGUGCUGAGAUGUUACAAAUAUGGUAAGACUAUUCAUCAUGCUCCUGACUGCAAGGAUGAUGAUCCGACUUGUUUUAAUUAUGGCGAACAGGGUCAUAUCGGCACCUAG